Molecule: messenger RNA, 2088 nt
Organism: Penicillium alfredii
Lineage: Eukaryota; Fungi; Ascomycota; Eurotiomycetes; Eurotiales; Aspergillaceae
Product: methylenetetrahydrofolate reductase (NAD(P)H) MET12
Exons: 2
Coding region: 1-2088 (695 amino acids)
Biological process (GO): tetrahydrofolate interconversion
Cellular component (GO): cytosol
Molecular function (GO): methylenetetrahydrofolate reductase [NAD(P)H] activity; FAD binding
Source: RefSeq, a predicted model, not a curated record
AUGGAGAAGAAGAUCACAGAGAAGAUCGCGGCAUUGCCGCCCGAUGCCAACUACUUCUCGCUGGAGUUCUUCCCUCCAAAGACCCGGAUGGGUUUUGCGAACCUGUCCGCGCGUCUGGAGCGGAUGGCUCAGGCGCUUCGUCCGCUGUUCGUAACAGUCACUUGGGGUGCAGGCGGAAGCACGGCGGCUCGCUCGCUGGAGCUGGCGGAGGUCUGUCAGCGCCAGCUGCAGUUGACAACGGUCCUGCAUCUGACAUGUACGAAUAUGAGCCGCGCUCUGGUGGAUAUGGCGCUCGAGGAGGCUAAGGUACUUGGAAUCCGCAACAUUCUAGCACUGCGAGGUGACCCGCCCCGCAGCGAGGAAUACAACAUGGAAGGAGAAGACGACAGCAACAAAGACUUUACCUUUGCCGUGGACUUGGUGCGGUAUAUCCGCAAGCAACAUGGGGACUACUUCUGUGUCGGCGUGGCAGCAUACCCAGAGGGCCAUCCUGCCGACUCGUUCCAGGACGUCCAGGACCCUGCCCGGGACCUCCCCUACUUGAUUGAGAAGACGGUUGCCGGAGCGGAUUUUAUUAUGACCCAGCUUACCUACGACCUCGAUGCCUACCGGAAGUUUGAAGACAUGCUUCGCAACCAUGAUUCGGGCGUGUUCAAGACAAUCCCCAUCAUUCCAGGCUUGAUGCCCAUUCACAGCUACAAGAUCCUGACCCGUGUGACGAAGCUCAGCCAUGUCAAUAUCCCGGACCCGGUUGCCAAGCGCAUGGAGGAAUUGAAACAUGACGAUGAUGCUGUCAAGCGUGCGGGCGUGGAAAUUAUUAGUGAUAUUGUGGGCGGUAUUAAAGAGCUUCGUUGCCCGGGCCCGCGAGGAUUCCACUUUUACACGUUGAACUUGGAAAAGACGGUAUCGUUCAUCCUUGAACGCUGUGGUUUGAUUCCACCGUAUUCCGAUAAGCAGGAUUUCUCUGCCAUUGAAGAUGGCGACGCUGCAAUUACGCCGAACGACGUGCCGGCGCGUUCGGUGACGAGACGUCGAGGUUCGUCCAUCAACUCUCAGCCACACAACCGUGUGAUUGUGGACAAGCUCUCAGCACAGGAGUCAUCACAAGACUCUGUGCACGAGGCGCGCGCAGAUAGUGCAGGCCUGCCGGCGCUGCCUCCCAAUCGCAGCACCACCCUUCAAAUCUCCGAGGGUCUUGGCUCCCUCGGCAGAGAGGCGACAUGGGAUGACUUCCCUAACGGACGAUGGGGUGACGCACGCUCGCCUGCAUUUGGUGAAAUCGACGGUUAUGGUCCUUCGCUCCACGUCACUUCAGCCGUCGCUCGUCGUCUGUGGGGUCACCCCGUUGAGCCCUCUGACAUCAACACCUUGUUCCGGCGCCACGUUUCGGGGGAGUUGCACAUGGUGCCAUGGUCAGAAGGCGGCGCCGAAGAGGAUACGGGGGGCUUGAAUCCAGAGACCGAGUUGAUCCGCCCAGAAUUGCUCAAGCUGAUCGAUGGCCGCGGCUGGUGGACGCUGGCCUCGCAGCCGGGAGUGAACGGCGUGCGCAGUGACCAUUCCAUCUUUGGCUGGGGUCCGCAGCGCGAAGGCUUCGUCUUCCAGAAGCCAUUUGUGGAGUUCUUCUGUCCUGGCAAGGACUACAACACGAUUCUGAAGCCGCUGCUUGAGAAACACGGCCACGACCAGCUGACCUGGUUCGCCACCAACGCGACAGGUGCCUUUGAAUCAUCGCUCCCCGCUCAACCCGCCGAUUUCGAGCUCGACGAGCUCGGCUCUAACCCCGAGAGUGUCAACGCCGUGACCUGGGGUGUCUUCCGCGGCAAGGAAAUCGUCACCCCAACCAUCAUUGAAGAAGUGAGCUUCCGCGCCUGGGGCGAGGAGGCCUUCCGGAUCUGGGACGAGUGGCGCCGCAUCUACCCGCGCGGCUCGCCGACUGAGCGGUUCCUGGAUGACACCAAGAACGAUGCCUGGCUGGUUUGCGUUGUUGGGCAACAAUUCGGCGCCGGUACCCAGCCCGGCUCCAGGGAGGAGGACGAUGAAGUCAAGUGGAUGUGGCGGGUGCUUGCAGGUGACGCGGGUCAGAAUUAA